This is a messenger RNA of Acanthosepion pharaonis, 906 nucleotides long. The record is from the annotation of a GenBank genome assembly. Lineage: Eukaryota; Metazoa; Mollusca; Cephalopoda; Sepiida; Sepiidae.
AUGCCUCCCGUUUAUUGUUUUUACUCAUAUCUACACACAUUGCUUUCUUCUUUUCUUCCUCUUUUUUCUUCUCCUUCUCCUUCCGUUCUUUAUUUCCUUAUCUUAAGAAUUUUUAUCUUUUUUAUUUCGUUUCGUGCCUCCCGUUUAUUGUUUUUACUCAUAUCUACACACAUUGCUUUCUUUUCUUCCUCUUUUUUCUUCUCCUUCUUCUAUUCUUUCUUUACUUAUCUUAAGAGAUGUUAUCUUUUUUCGUAUUUCGUUUCGUUUACCCCAGAUGUUAUUUUUUUAUUUCGUUUCGUUUACCCCGUUUAUUGUUUUUUUUUACUCAUAUCUACACACAUUGCUUUCUUCUUUUCUUCCUCUUUUUUCUUCUCCUUCUCCUUCCGUUCUUUCUUUCCUUAUCUUAAGAGAUGUUAUUUUUUUAUUUCGUUUCGUUUACCCCUUGUUUAUUGCUUUUUUACUCAUAUCUACACAUUGCUUUCUUCUUUUCUUCCUCUUUUUUCUUCUCCUUCUCCUUCCGUUCUUUCUUUCCUUAUCUUAAGAGAUGUUAUUUUUUUAUUUCGUUUCGUUUACUCCGUUUAUUGUUUUUUUUUACUCAUAUCUACACACAUUGCUUUCUUCUUUUCUUCCUCUUCUUUUUCUUCUUCUCCUCCUCCUUCCGUUCUUUCUUUCCUUAUUUUAAUAGCUUUUAUCUUUUUGAUUUCAUUUUUGCCUUCCUCAUGUCUGCACACGUUUUCUUCUUCGUCUCUUCUUUCUUUUCAGUCUGUUCUUCCUUCUUUUUUUCUUUAUUCUACUCCUUCUUUCCAACAUUCAUCCGCCUUUUCCCUCUUUUGUUUAAUGAUAUUUUCGCUAUUGUAUCAUUCUUCUCAUUACCAUAUCAGUAACCCACUGAAUACGUUAACUUAG